AUGGUUAUUAAUCGCAUUUCUCUCAUUCUUUUAUUCAUUUAUUCACUCAAUCCCUCUUCCAUCCAUCACGUGAUCACAUCAAAUCACUCACUCAACCAAUCACGUGACACACCCAUCAGGUCAGGUGACAAGGUCGAGGAUGAUUGCGUCACGAAAGCCAGAGGUCUGCCGUGGCGAUCUACAGAGAUGGACGUCGCCAACUUUUUCUGCGGACUCAACAUCAAAAAAGGGGGCAUAGUCAUCUGCAUGAGUAGCGAAGCGCGAAAAAACGGCGAGGUGAUGGUUCACUUUGACACCCCAACCGACCGCAACCUGUCAAUAAAACGUCACAAACAUCAUCUGGGGGGCCGCUACAUAGAAGUCUACAAGUCUAGCGCAAGAGAUUUUUUAGGAGCAUUGUCCUCCAAUGGCAACAAAGUGGCACAAAGGAUGUUGAUUGAGAAGUACGAGCUCUUGAAUCCUGUUAUCAUUAGAAUGAGAGGACUUCCUUAUACCUGCAAACCUAUACAAGUGGUGGAGUUCUUCAAACAAGAGCCCAAUUCGUGUUCGAUACUGGAUGAGGAAGAUGGCGUUUUGUUCGUGUACCAUUCAGAGGGUAGGAACACCGGUGACGCCUUUGUGCUCUUGGCCAAUGAGGAGGAGGGUGCCAAAGCAUUAAAGAAACAUAAGCAGUGCAUUGGUGCCAGGUACAUUGAGCUCUUUAAGAGUACCACGGCUGAAGUACAGCAAGUUAGAUUUAGAUUAGUUUCGGAGAUUUUAAUAAAUUUUAAAAAUUAUCAUAUCCGAAAAAUAUGUCUUGAAUGUUAUUAUAUGAUGAUUCAAGUUGUUGUAGCUAUAAACAUUGAUUCAGUUAUGGACUGCCUGCACAUUGUCGGAACACCACCAGACGCCACCGUCAACGACAUUGUACAUUUCUUAGCCGAUCACGCCAAAGAUAUCAGACAUAAGGGUGUACACCUGGUCUACAACUGCGAUGGCACAGCGUCAGGGGAGGCCUUCAUAGAGAUGGUGGGUGAGAAACAAGCUGAAAGCUCGGCGACGAACAAGCACAAGAAGAUGAUGUUGGUAUCGAGCAGACGACACAUAGUCGGAGUUUUCGUCUGCUCUUUCGAUGACAUCGCUAUGCACUUGUGCUACGGUACGCUGUACAAUCAGCUAAAGAUCAACUACAUUAAUGACGGUUGUUGCACGUCCGAGAAAUGUACCGCAGGCGUUACUAACUGCAUCAAAAAUGUUAACGUUACUACUACUGCCGUCAGUAACACCACGAAUACUCAAGCUGAUUCUCCAACUUAUGAAAUCAACCCAAUCGUCCCCACCAACAACAAUAACAUCGGCAACAACGGUUUCAUUGCGUGCAACAACCUAGCCAACUAUGCCAACAGCAGCAGCUACAUCAGCAGCGGUAGUGGCUGUGGUGGCGGCGGCAGAUGUGAUGCUGGAAUGUAUUACGUGGACGGGGGAAGUGUGGUGAUGAUGUCAUGUGACUGGCCGAUGGUCAAUAAUCACGUGACCUGCAAUCCAGGUACGUUGUUGUUCACGUUACGGUAA
Messenger RNA from Helobdella robusta, 1551 nucleotides. RefSeq lists its product as hypothetical. The coding region runs from base 1 to 1551 and encodes 516 amino acids. Gene Ontology annotation, cellular component: ribonucleoprotein complex; nucleoplasm. Lineage: Eukaryota; Metazoa; Annelida; Clitellata; Rhynchobdellida; Glossiphoniidae. The transcript has 6 exons. Gene Ontology annotation, molecular function: mRNA binding. Gene Ontology annotation, biological process: regulation of RNA splicing. The record is from RefSeq and is a predicted model, not a curated record.